CAUCGGCCGUAAUUGGCACUGGAUCAUUACAGAGACCAUAAUAAGUAUAAAAUUCUAAGUAGCAAGGGCGACCUUGCUUGCUCAAUGAACCUAACCCAAAUCCGCCCUACCUUAGUUGCAGCUGCCUGCGUUGUCAACGGAAUUAAGCACUAUAUCCAUUUCUUCCAGAAGAUUAAUUCCCAGUUUCCAACCUUACAAAUCCGUAGCCGACCGAUGGCAGACAACAUCGCUCACUACUCACAAAACACGAACAAGAAUUGCACACGAAAUUAGUAUACGAAACCUUGAAACCAACCAUAUUAUGCCGGACUACGCGUGGCAAGGGAGCGGUGUCUCGGAUGCCGGGCAGAGCAGCGUGCUCCUCCUCGCGUUGUACCCUGGGCUCCUGGUCCUCGUCAUCCUCUCCGCGUUCGUCAAGUACGUGUGGAUCGCGCUGGCGCUCUACUGCGCGCUCAUGGUCCUCUUCUCCUGCACCGCCCGCUUCUGCGCACGGCCAGAACCAGCCGGGUCAUCUACCGUGGACCGGGGCGGCCUGUCGGAGGCUGGCAUAGCGGCGAUUCCGGCGUUUGCGUACGAUGCCGGUGUCGGCGACGGCGGCCAGGUCCAGUGCGCGGUGUGCUUGGGGACUCUGCGCAGAGGGGAGACGGUGCGGCGGCUGCCGGUAUGCGCACACACGUUCCAUGUCGGGUGCGUCGACAUGUGGCUGCACUCGCAUGCAACGUCGCCUCGACCCGCGUGAAGAGCUUCAUGCGCUGCCCAACGCAACCAAAUCUAAUAGAAGGGGUUAAGCAAUUCACUUAUACUUCAACACUCCCCCCUCACGUGUGGCUCCCGCAGGUCUAAACGUGGACCGAAAGUGGGUUGCAAUUUAAUUGCGUUAACUGGGCUUGAACUCGAGACCUCUUGGCUCUGAUACCAUGAAAAGCUUCAUGCGCUAGCCAACGCAACCAAAAGACCGAUCUGAUGGAAUGGGCUAGGUAAUCCACUUAUACUUCAACACCGUGGAAGAACGGUAAGAUGAUGGCGCCGCCGCUGCCGCCGGUAUAGUUGGUGACGGCACGGCUGCUGAGAAUCGUCAGAACCGAGGACGCUACCGUCGUCCCCAAAAAUGGCUUCUCGUGGUCUUUUGGUAGUUGGAUCUCAAAUCUGAUUUUGUUUUUUAUGUGUACAUAUACAUUCUGAAUAUUGACUUUGAAAUUUGUAAAAUGUGACCGAAAGUACAACUCAGAGACAGGUGUAGACAAACACGUGAACUUAUCUUUUACCAA
This is a messenger RNA of Brachypodium distachyon (stiff brome), 1268 nucleotides long. Its product is annotated as RING-H2 finger protein ATL32. Lineage: Eukaryota; Viridiplantae; Streptophyta; Magnoliopsida; Poales; Poaceae. The coding region runs from base 302 to 739 and encodes 145 amino acids. The record is from RefSeq and is a predicted model, not a curated record. The transcript has a single exon.